UGGGAAACUCAAUAUAUUACCCAAGAAGAAGCUUGAAGCAAGUUUCUCAGUUUCACUAACCUUCUUAAAGCAAACAAAACAAAUUGUAUUCCCUAUUCUGACUGGAACCAACCCAACCGCCGUACCCACUGCGCCCAACCACCACCCAACUACCCUACCGCCGUGGUGUGAUGGAGGAGGAGCCUCCGAUCUACCGUCUCCCGCACGACACGCUCCACCAGAUCUUCUCCUCCCUCCCCCUCCGCCAAAUCAUCCUCUGCCGCUCCCUCUCUAAGUUUUUCCUCCACCUCCUCUCCGCCCCCUCCUUCCUCCACCUCCUCUCCAUCUCCCACCCUCCCCUCCACCUCCAUCUCCUCGCCCUCCGCCACCGCCACACUCCUCACGCUUCUCACACUUCUCACACCUCUCUUUCCCUCUUCGAUCCCGACCAUAACACAUGGCUCCAUUUUCCCCUCGAUUUUCUCCCCUUCCAUUCACCUCUCCCCGUUGCUUCCUCUCACGGUCUCCUCUACCUCUGGGCCCAGCCCAAGCCCAAGCCCAACGCCAACCCUUCCCAGCCAGACACCACCGCAACCAAAUCCCUCAUCGCAUGUAACCCUCUCACGCGCACCUUCCGCGUCCUCCCCCAUCUCGGCUCCGCCUGGUCCCGCCAUGGCGCCGUUCUCGUCGACGCCGACCACCGCGUCAUGGUCCUAACUGAACUCGCGGCCCUCUACUGCCACCGCACGCCGAAGUGGCUCAAAUUCUCCUCAAACCUCCCUUCCAAACCCCGCUCCCCUCUACUCAUCAACCACUCCGCUUUCGCUCUCUGCGACGUCGGUUCCCCCUGGCGGAGCCAGUGGAAACUUUUCUCCUGCAACAUCGCCGCAACACCUUCGCCUUCGUGGUCGCGCCUCGAGCGCCACGAGUGGGGGGACGUAUUCGACGUCCUCAAGCGCCCCCGCCUUGUUCGGGGCCACGGCAACCGGAUCCUCAUGGUCGGCGGCCUCAAGUCCUCGUUCGCCCUCAACGCGCCCUGCUCCACCAUCCUUGUCCUCCGUCUCGACCUCGACAAGCUCGAAUGGGACGAAGCAGCGCGCAUGCCGCUUGAGAUGUUCCGCGCCUUCCGUGAAUCGACAAAGUUCAAAGUCUUCGGAGGCGGCGACAGGGUUUGCUUCUCCGCCAAGAGGAUCGGGAAGCUGGCGCUCUGGGACCGCUGUGCCGCCGAAGGGGAGCAGUGGCGGUGGAUCGAUAACCUUCCCGGGAAUGGCGACGGACUCUACCGCGGAUUUGUGUUUGAAGGGAGGCUCCAUGCUGUGCCCUGAGAAUUUAGGGUUUGUGGUUGGAAAAUGGAUUUGGGAAGCUAGAGAUUGGCCAUUGAAGACGCCGGCGUAGUGCGGAGAGUAGUUAGGAAUAUCUCGCCGGCCUCUGACCCAAAAGAAAGAGCUAGCCUAAGCAGCGUCUAAUUAGAGAGGAGUGAAGUCACCAUUUUCUUUGUUCUGUUUUGUGCGUAAGUGUGUUUUCCUCGGUUUCACUAAUAAAGUGUGAUUUGACUUUGAGAUAUAUCUCUUUGGUUAAAUGUUUAGUAGGAUUUCUGGUUUUACUCCGCUAUUAUCAUUUUGGAAUUACCAAAAAGUAUUUCUGGAGCAAACAGAAAAACCAGCUGUUUGUACAUGUAGAAUAAUAUUA
Molecule: messenger RNA, 1668 nt
Organism: Vigna angularis (adzuki bean)
Lineage: Eukaryota; Viridiplantae; Streptophyta; Magnoliopsida; Fabales; Fabaceae
Product: SKP1-interacting partner 15
Exons: 2
Coding region: 171-1304 (377 amino acids)
Molecular function (GO): protein binding
Source: RefSeq, a predicted model, not a curated record